AUGCUGGAAUCGUUGAGCUUGGGACAUUCAGCCACAAAUGCUGAAUGGGGACACAGCAUCAACAUGGCAGGGCUGCAGCGAACACUGAGCCAGAGGAUGUCGAAAGAAUUCCUCUUGAUUUCUCUUGGCAUUGACGGCAAUGUCAACAAGGCAAAGCUGCAGCAGAGCGUUCAAGAUUUCAACUCAACACUCUAUGCGCUAAUACGGGGCGAUCCCCAGCAAGGUAUCGUCGCAGCACCCAAUGCGCGUGUGGCAGAGAACCUGCAGAAGGUCCUACGUCUUUGGGUGCCGUUCGAGAUUCUCCUAACCAGCAGUAUGGAUUCUGUUCGUUCCUUGGACGGCUCGAUCAACGUUCCCGUCCUGGAGGCCGUGUCCUCGCAGAAUGGGCCCUUGCUGGACGCCUCAAACGUAGUGGUUGGCGGGCUGGUCGACGCAGCAAAGGUCUCUGGCGCGUCCACGAACGGGCUGGUCCAAGACAUUGCUGGGCGACAGCGGACCUACAUCCAGAGUUUGUGCCUGAAGGCACUUCUGGUGAGCCAGGGUGUGUCCUUGGUCGAGAACAAGGCUUCUCUCAAAGAGACGAAGCUUCUGUUCGAAGCAUCACAUGCGGGCAUCAUCGAAGGUGUGCCAUUCGCAGGAGUGCCAGUGCUAACCAAUGUGUGCACUCUGCAUCAGAUGUCGGAGGUAACCUUCUACUAUUCGAAAGUACGGCCGCUGGUAAGCGAGAUCCUCAACGCCCACACAGUGCAGUCCAGCCAGGAGACAGCUCAGAGGCUUGCGCAAGACAUCGCCAAUCUCACUGAAAUGCUGUUCAACUCCAUGGUGUUGGCAGUGGACCUGUUCAACAACGAAUCCACGGCCUGUGACCUUGUCUCGUCUAUGUCCGGGGCCGAAUGGCACGCCUUCAUCGACACUCUGGGUCAGCUCAGGCUUGAGACACAGCAGGUAACCCAGCAUUUUAUGCAAGUCGCUCUCGGGUCAAACGUGCACACCAGCAAGGUGGAGAUCACUGUUAUGAUGUCAUCGGCCUCGCAGAGGCUGCGUAGCCUCAUCGAGGGACGAAAAGAGCAAGGGAUACCAUCACCGCCAACACAAGGGGUGGUGGACCAGCUGCUUGUUGGCGUGGAGACGUGGAGCAUGCUGGAAACGGAGUUGACGCAGGCAGUUCGAAGUGAGGCUGUCUCGCCGAUCACGGUGGACCGGGUCGCACUGCUCAGCGGGGACUUGCUCGACCAGCUCUCUUCUGUCAUGGAUAUGACUCUCAAGGAAGCCUGGCGAGCCAGCCCAGACACAGCUUCCUACCUGCUGGACCUCACUAGCAAGCAGGCGAUGCGCUUGUCCAGACUGUCCAAGGAGGCAAGCCUGGCGCACUAUGGGAUAAAACCGGAGCAGAAUUGGUUGGCACUAAAUGCGUCCCGCGAUUCCUUCGUGGCCACGCAUCACAUGCUUUUGGUGGGUUCGCCUGCUCAGAAUGCCACUCCGUCUUUGCCGAAGCGCUCCCAGCUUUGCAUCAUCCGGCUCAUGCACCAGGUGGACGAGUUUUACCAACAGCUCCAGGAGGCGGCUUUAGCUGUGGCUCAUGGCAGCUUCGAGAAAGUCUCGGACCUUGGCCGGCUGAACCCACUUGCCCAAGAGGCCAUGGCAGCUGCUUCGAAGGCUUUGGUGGACGGAGUGUGCGACAACAACACCGGAGAGGUGGAACUGCAAGCUUGGCUCGAACUCCAUCAGGAGGCCGCUGAUUUGGCAAGGCUCAGCCAGGAUGCCACAGCCUCCUUCAUCCUCGCCCAGCAGGAAGGCGGCGGAAGGUUCAGCUCUCUGAAUGCGGCGGCGACCGACGUGGAAGCGUCGCUUCACAGGCUGAUGUUCGGAUCAUGGGUACCCCAUGUGGCCUCGCCACCGACGCAAGCCCUAUUGGACCACAUUCUCUCUACUUUAGGGCCUGUCGUGGAGAGGUUCGAGGCAGCUUUGGCUGGGACGGAUGUGUUGAGUGUGGAGGCUGCAGGUUUGAGCCUGCUCAAUGCAGCGGAGGCGCUCCAGGCCAAGUACCUUGCAGGGGCGAUGGAGGCCGAUCCCUCGUGGCCAGGAGCCAGAGUGGACAUACUGAUGUCCCAGGCCGCUUUGGCAAGCAAAGUGCUCAAAGAGACCCUGAUGCACCUCUAUGGCUUCAGGAAGACUGAGGUCGAGCUCACAUCCGCGAUCGACGAGUUUGAUAGGUCUCACGAGCAUCUGAAGGCUGGGGGUGGAGGUCUGGAGCCGGUGAUCCAAGAGCGUAAGGAUAUCCUCGACCAGUGGGAGCAGAUCGAUCAGGCGUGGCUGUCCCUGAAAAGCUAUGCCUUCGCGGUCACCAGCGAGGACACUUGGAGAGUCGAGAAUGCGAUGGCUGGAGUAAUCUCCGAGAUCCAGGUCGCAGUGCCGCUUUAUGGCAUGGAGGACGUGGAAGCACCCGAGAGUUUCCCAUGGACGACGGCUAUCUACACAAGUGUUGGGGGCGCCUUGGUCUGCUGCUGUUGUACCAUAGCAUACUGCCAGUGGGCCAAAGAUCGCGUCCACGGCCAAGCUGGCGACAAGGACAAGCAAGCAGCCAAGAGAGGGACACUGGCAGACGAAGUUUGA
Molecule: messenger RNA, 2613 nt
Organism: Symbiodinium sp. CCMP2592
Lineage: Eukaryota; Dinophyceae; Suessiales; Symbiodiniaceae
Source: the annotation of a GenBank genome assembly